Molecule: messenger RNA, 3493 nt
Organism: Vidua chalybeata
Lineage: Eukaryota; Metazoa; Chordata; Aves; Passeriformes; Viduidae
Product: hydrocephalus-inducing protein homolog
Exons: 19
Coding region: 1-3231 (1076 amino acids)
Biological process (GO): axonemal central apparatus assembly; cilium movement
Cellular component (GO): axoneme
Source: RefSeq, a predicted model, not a curated record
AUGAGCUCUGUGAAAAUCAAACCCCAAACCCUGACCUUCACCAUCAGCGGGAAGGGGCACGAGCCGCAGCUGACAGUCGUGCGCCCGAGCGCUCGCAGCAAGAGGGGAAACGCCGUGCUGCGCUUCAAGCGGCUCCAGCUGGGGGAUUCAGAGACACUGCCCCUGGUCAUCCGUAACGAUGGCAUCAUACCUGUCAAGGUGUACUGCCCCAGUCAAACUCCCCACCUGCCGCUGUCCCCAGAGCGGGUCGUGGCCGGUGCACGCCGGCCGCUUGGUGCCAGAAACGAGAGCCCCCCUCGGGGCUCGCCCCCCCGCCUCACCGGAUACGUGAAAAAACGAUCAGAGUACGAGGCCCAGAACUGUCCCGGCAACUCGGAGAAUUUAACCAUCCUGAACAACUCCCCCGCGGACGUAGAGGUCCAGUUCUCCUUUGAGAAUGCUGGGGGAGCAGAGACGUUCCUUUUGGACCCUGCCAGCAUGGCACUGAAACCAAAGGAGAAGCAGGAGCUGACCAUUUGGGCAUACCCCACUUCCCCUGGCUUCCUGGAAGACAAACUCAUCUGCAGCAUUGGGAAGAACCCCAACCCAGUGGUCUUCAGCCUGUGCUGCCAUGGGGUGCACAUGAAGCUGGAGGUCAGCCCCCUGGAGCUGUCCUUUGACAAGCUGCUUCUGCACAGGACCGACAGCAGGACCUUGGUCCUGAGAAACUACACCCUGCUGCCCAUGGCCUGGCAGCUCAGUGGGCUGGAUGACCUUGUUGAGGACUUCUCCUUGUCACAAGAUAACGGCACCAUUGCUCCCCGCUCUGAGUUUGAAGUGACGGUGCAUUUCAAGGCCAGGCAGAUUGGCAGCAUGAAGAAGACCCUCCGACUAGAGGUUUCAGAUCCAGAAAACAUCGUGGGGGUUGUUCAGGCUGAAAACAUCAAAAUCUCUGCAGAGGUCUAUGACGUUUCUCUGAGCAUCGACAUGCCCAAAGGUCCAGAUGGAAGCUUGGAAUUUGGAACCAUUCAUGUCCUGGAUAACGUGAAGAAAGUCCUGACUCUAAAGAACAAAGGGCUAUACAACAUUGAGUACAGUUUCACGCUGAAGGGUGCAGGUCCCAGGAUGCAAAAUGUGGCAUCCCACUUCACUGUUGAGCCUCAGUCGGGCCUGCUGACUGCCUCCCAGCGUGGUGUGAAUGUUGAGCUGCUCUUCCACCCCAAAAGUGAAAUCCUCCUCAAGAACAAGCCCAUCCUGUACUGCCAGGUGAUAGAUGCCAGCUCAGGUGGAGGAGGCCAGGCUGUCGCCAACAUCCCAGUGAGGGUGUCGGCAAAAGCUGAGUACAGCAAGUACAGCAUUGAGCCUGCCUCACCCAUCGACUUCGGAGCCAUGAUCAAGGGCACCAAGGAGACCCAGACUGUCGUGCUGGAGAACAAAGGCAUGCUCGGCUUCAAAUUCCGCAUCCGCCGAGCACCCAAGGAGGCAUCCGCAUUGGAAAGCAAAAGCUCUGUGAAAAUCAAACCCCAAACCCUGACCUUCACCAUCAGCGGGAAGGGGCACGAGCCGCAGCUGACAGUCGUGCGCCCGAGCGCUCGCAGCAAGAGGGGAAACGCCGUGCUGCGCUUCAAGCGGCUCCAGCUGGGGGAUUCAGAGACGCUGCCCCUGGUCAUCCGUAACGAUGGCAUCAUACCUGUCAAGUUUAUGUUACUCCUGGAGGAUGAGCAUGCAGCAUUCUUCUUGAAAGGCAGGGCCUCCGCACUCCGGAUAUUCCACGCUGGAGAUGCGGAAGAGGGCUCCGUUGGAAACGAGAGCAAGCCCCCAAAGAAGCCUUUCUUCCUUCUGCCUUGUGGGCAAUCAGCAGAGUUUGGUGUCAUUUUCAAACCCAGCCUGGCUCAACAUCUGGAAGGGAAGAUCCGUGUGUUAGUGGGGGACACCUGGUCUGUCAAGACCCUAAUAGAGCUGGUGGGUGAAGGCCACAAGGACGAAUUCACCCUCAUUGGACUGGAGGAAGACACACAGGAGAGGAAUGCCAAGAUCAAUCUGAAGGAAGACGUCAUUGAUGCUGUCAGAGUGAAUCACAUCAAUUUUGGGGACUGUGCUCUCGGGAAGCCCUGCCACAGGACCUUCAGCAUCAGCAACCACAGCCAGACGAAGGUCAUGCACUUUGAGUGGGAGGCAGGUGCCCCAUUCCAGUUCUCCCCCAAGGUGGGACACCUCCAUCCUGGCUGUGCCAAGGACAUCACAGUGUCCUUGAAAUCAGAUGUCCCAGCCACCUUCAGGAGGCACCUGGUGAAAUGUAAGGUGACCAAGGUCAACUUUGAGCUGCCACAAAGGAAGGUUCCCGACUGGGAUGACCAAAUGCGCGUUGUCCCACGGAAGGAUACCACCAGGAAAGAGCUGGCAGCCAAGUGGCCUAAAACAGAGAAGGCGGUCGAGACAGUCCCAGAAGCGGCUCACGCUGUGGUGGAGGAGAGCAGCCAGGAGGCCGAGGUGUACCUCAGUGCUGUUGUUGCCUACGCCCAGUUUGAGCUGAACACGGACAUGGUUCUGUUCAAGGAUACCUUGCCCUUCCAGACAAGGACAGCCACUUUCACGAUGCACAACACAGGCGAGGUAGCUCUGAAAUACUUCUGGGAGAAAGCUGCAGAGAGUGAACCAGCCAAGAAGCCAUACUCAACCACUCUGAUGCGUCGGUUCCUCUCUUAUGAUACUGUAAAGCAUCGCAGAAAGCUGCUGUGUCUUUUCCGGUGGGAGCAGGACCAUCCUUCUGAGACGCAUCCUAAAGUGGAGCAGCUGCAGCAGCUUGCCAAGCAGCAGAAGGAUUCUGAGCAGCUGGAGGAGCAGGAUUCCCAGCAGCUGGAGGAGCAGGAUUCCCAGCAGCAGCAGGAGCAGCUCGAGCAGCAGCAGGAGCAGGAUUCUGAGCAGGACCAGGAUUCUGAGCUGGAUUCUGAGCAGGAGCAGGAUUCUGAGCAGGAUUCCGAGCAGCAGGAUCAUGUCAGCCCCUCCCUGGAAGUCUUUCCAGAUGUUGUCCACGAGGUCUUCUCCAUCAACCCCUACCAUGGCAUCAUCGCUCCUGGCCAGAAGCAGACCUUUCACGUGCGGUUCUGCCCGCAGUGCACGGGGAUGUUUAAGACCACCAUGCUGUGCAGGAUUCCUAACCUGAAGCCAGAUCAGAAGAUGGCGUGGGUGAUGGUGAAAGGCAGAGCCUGGGAGCAGAAGAGUCUGGGUGAACCAUUAGAGCAGACAGAGUAAGGCCAGGGACCCGAGAAGGAGGUGCUCUGGAGAGCAGCACCUGAGUGACAGCGUUUGUGUCAGCUCCAGCAUCCGUCAGUGCCUGCUGCUGCUGCUGGUCUCCCACCCUUCACCAGAGACCUCUGCAGCUACCCUCCCAAGUUCCAGUGAACACCUCUGUCCUACCUUUUAGUUAGCUAAGUUAAUUAACUACUUGUUGAUUAGAUUGAUAAGUAAUAGAUAACUGUCAGUUAAGUGUUAAUAAACAAUUGUUAAUAAAUUG